Diaporthe citri is the source of this 774-nucleotide messenger RNA. RefSeq lists its product as uncharacterized. The transcript has a single exon. Bases 1 to 774 code for a protein of 257 amino acids. The record is from RefSeq and is a predicted model, not a curated record. Gene Ontology annotation, molecular function: ATP binding; protein serine/threonine kinase activity. Gene Ontology annotation, cellular component: cytoplasm. NCBI's taxonomy places the organism in Eukaryota, Fungi, Ascomycota, Sordariomycetes, Diaporthales, Diaporthaceae. Gene Ontology annotation, biological process: protein phosphorylation.
AUGUCAGCCAGCGAUUCAGCCGAUAUGAAGGACGCCACCAUAGGCUUCGAUUGGGUCCUAAGCCAAGAUAAAAUCCGGGAUGGACAACACGGUCCCGUCUUUUUGGCCCUUAGAGCUGAUACGGGGGAGCUCAUCACAGCGGAUAAAUGGGACCUGGAAGGGCCUGGAGAUUCAUCUCUACGAGAGAGUAUUGUGUCACAUCUGGGAAAGAAGCAGAUGAGCCCAAGUCAGCCUAAUAUCGUCUCGUACUUGGGAUAUCAGCUCAAGGAAGGACACAUCUUCGUGCUUAGAGAGCACCUGGCCGCCGGCACCCUACAAGACUUUAUUCAGAAGCACAGUGUUAUCCCGCAGCCUCUCAUCCGUGGCAUUCUUCGCCAGGUUCUGCUUGGCCUUAAGCAGCUACAAGGGCAGGGAUUCGCUGUGGUUUUCCUGGACGCGGGGAACAUAAUGAUGGACAACAAAGCCCGUAUCAAAAUUGAGGCGCCAAUUCUCGACAUGACUAUCACCGGACACCCACUACCAUCUGCUGUCUUGACAGUUCCUGAAAUCUUACUGAGCCAGGGAAACAUGCGGAAGACGGACGUGUGGCUGUUUGGGAUUGUGGCAGCCCAACUGGUAUCAGGUGAUUGCAGCCUUUCAGCCGCCAUCGAUAUCGCCACGCGAAUCCAACAAGCCGACGGAUCAGCAUGGGAGGUUCCGAUCCCUCCAAAUGUGAAGAGGAGCGAGCUUGACAAGCAGGCAUCAGAUCCCAUACGUAAAUGCUUCACCUCGUGA